Messenger RNA from Purpureocillium lilacinum, 1149 nucleotides. NCBI's taxonomy places the organism in Eukaryota, Fungi, Ascomycota, Sordariomycetes, Hypocreales, Ophiocordycipitaceae. The record is from RefSeq and is a predicted model, not a curated record.
AUGCCCACGGCCAUGACCCAGGCUUGUCUGCGGUGUAAGCAACAGAAGCGGAAAUGCGAUCGGCUUCUGCCAGUGUGUUCGCUGUGUCAAAGACUGAACCGGAGCUGCUGCUACUCGGACCCCGAUGGCGCCGCACAUCCGCUACCGGUCCCCGAUCUUCUCGACCUCACACCCGCAAACAUCAGCCAGACCCUCGAGGCACAAGUCUCAGCCAUCAUCGGCCCCCCUCCGCUCGUCCACGCCGCCGCGCAGGCAUACUUCACCACCGUCCACCCCUGGCUCCCAGUCAUAUCGGAAGAUGCCUACUACAGCCAACUGUCCGCUUCACGGACGCAGCCGAUGCAGGCGGACUUUGGCCUCUUGACGCUCAGCAUGUACCUCGUCUGCGCGCUGCCGGUGGACGGGCAGGUACCCGCACAGACGAGGUCGCUGUACGCGCUGCUCAGGAGCUUCGUGGUGUGGCGAGGCGUCGUAAUCGCCAACAGAUAUGCCACGCUCCUGAGCGGCAAGGGCUCGUGCCCUCCACCGAAACCAUCCUCGGAGGCAGACGAGAAGAGUGCUGAGAUUCACGACCACACAACCCCAUCCCAAAUCGACCACUUCACGAGGCUAGCUCACGCAUCACGGCUCCUCGAACAAGUCCUCGCCCACAUCCACGAGACGACGCCCCACCACGAAUUCAACACCGCAGAGGCAUUCCAGAUCAUAAAAACGGCAACCUGUUUCAUGGAGACGUUUUCAGACGGAGACGCCGCCGAGAACGCCAUUCUAUCCAGCGCCAUGGCCGUCUGCAGGAGCGCGGUGAUGGAGAUUUUGGAAUUCGGAUCCCGCGUCGUGCAGCCGGACAGCGAGUUCUGCAACCAGGCCUCCGUCAACAUGCUCAAGACGAUAGUCGAGGAGCUCAUGCACGGCGCUGCACAUCUCCUCUCCGCGUCAUCCGCGGUCAGGACCGACGCUCUCUCGGUGUUCAUCGCGCAGCCGCUGUACAAAGCGGCCAUGAUUUACCUCCGAAACUUGACGGACGCUGAUCGCAUGGACCUUGGGCCGUCGGUAAAGCCCCUGAGAGACGCGCUACUGCUGAUCGGCAAGCGGUGGGCGGCUGCAGGGCGAUAUAUCGAGGAGAUUGAUCGCUACGCACGACAAAAUUGA